AAUCGGUGGCGAAAAGGUGGCCAGGACAAAAAGUCAGGCAGUCUUACAAGUAUAGCUGGCAGUAACGGACGCAAUAUGGAGUUUAAUCCAAGCGAUUCCGCUGGUGGAGGUUCCGCCGAAAUAGUCGGUCAUGAUUCGGCCGAUGCCCUUGAGCAUUCGGCUGAUCAUGGGCCCACACUUGGAAUAGUAUAUUCCACUGGAGACGAUUCAUCUGGAGCUCUUCUGCUCCCGGAUGAACGUAUAGAAGAAGAACUCGAUGAAGGAGAAGAAGCGCACAGUUCUUCAUCCGUUUACGACACUGACCGCUACGUUUGUCGCAGGCAACCGCGUCACACCGCCAUCGUUGGGACGAAAGAUUCCCGGCAUCCGUCGCCGGAGGGACCAACCCGUCAACACGUUGGUCCCAAUUCUAAUCGUGGUCGCCUAUUGCAACGCAUCGUCGCUGAGAGGGAGUGCCGAGCGGCCUACGACCCCCCCUCCCUGUGGGUGAAUUGGCCACGUCACCAACGGCUAUUCAUCGCUGCGAACGCCGAUCGCUUUCCGCCGUCUACGAAGAGCGCAGCAGUACCGGUAGGCGAACAACAGUCGAAUCCACCUUCUUCGAAAGAUAAUCUUUUCAACACCGACUGA
Molecule: messenger RNA, 630 nt
Organism: Armigeres subalbatus
Lineage: Eukaryota; Metazoa; Arthropoda; Insecta; Diptera; Culicidae
Exons: 3
Coding region: 76-630 (184 amino acids)
Source: RefSeq, a predicted model, not a curated record